AUGCAGUCUCAAUGUGCCAGGGCAAGCUUCCGCGCGACGCGUCGCGUGCUCUCUCACGAUAGCGCUGCGCGCUUUUCCCGCAGCCCUCGCGUUCUGCGCCAGAGCCUGCCAACGCGGACGCAGAGCCCGAGGACUCCUUCCUUUGCGCGCACCUACUACACCAGCUCGACCGCUGAUACGAACGGCAACAGCCCGGCGAAGAAGCGCGGCUCCGCCUUUGCGCCGCUCGACACCUUCCCCCACCGCCACAUUGGACCUUCGGCUAGCGAUGCCGAGCAGAUGCUCAAGACCCUCGACCCGCCAGUCAGUUCGCUGGACGAGUUCGUGAAGCAGGUCGUGCCCGAAGACGUGCUGUCGGAUCGCAACCUCAAGAUCGACGGGCCCCAGCUUCGCACCAAGAGCGGCGAGACGGCCUUCAGCCAGGAUGGAUACACCGAGAGCGAGUUGUUGGCCCGCCUUCGCGAGAUCGCAAACGCCAACAGCGUCCACCGCAGCUACAUUGGCUGUGGCUACGCGGGCACCCGUACGCCCGAGGUUAUCAAGCGCAAUGUCCUUGAAGGCCCCGGCUGGUACACUAGCUACACCCCCUAUCAGCCCGAGAUCAGCCAAGGCCGCCUGGAGUCUCUUCUGAACUUCCAGACCAUGGUCUCGGAUCUCACUGGCUUGCCAAUCGCUAAUGCCUCCGUUCUGGACGAGCCAACUGCCGCCGCAGAGGCCAUGACGCUGGCUUUGAAUGCUCUGCCUGUGAGCAGGCUCAAGCGGCCUACUAAAAUCUUCUUUGUCGACGAGAACUGCCACCCGCAGACGAUUGCAGUUCUCCAGUCUCGUGCUGAAGGAUUCGGUAUUACGAUUGAAACCGGCGACGUGCUGAAGGAUGGUAACAGCCGUGUGCAGGAGAUUGGCCAGGAUCUCGUUGGUGUGUUGGUGCAGUACCCUGACACGUAUGGAGGUGUGGAGGAUUACAAGGCCCUUUCGGAUGCUGUACACAAGCUUGGCGCCACAGUCAGCGUUGCUACGGACCUGCUUGCUCUGACGGUCCUGAAGGCUCCUAGCGAGUUCGGCGCCGAUGUUGCUUUCGGAAACGCGCAGCGUUUCGGCGUGCCUUUUGGCUACGGUGGCCCUCAUGCUGCCUUCUUUGCCGUGAGCGAUAAGCACAAGCGCAAGAUGCCUGGUCGGCUUAUUGGCCUUUCCAAGGACCGCCUGGGAGAUAAUGCGGCAAGACUUGCUUUGCAGACUAGAGAACAGCACAUUCGCAGGGAGAAGGCCACGAGCAAUAUCUGCACAGCCCAGGCUCUUCUGGCGAACAUGAGCGCGUUCUACGCCAUCUACCACGGCCCCAAGGGUCUCAAGGCCAUUGCCGAGAGGACCAUUACUGCCGCGCGAGUCCUGCAGAAGGGGCUGAACCAGCUGGGCUUUGAGACCAGGAAGCGGGGUACUGGCGAGAAGGGAGCUGUUCUCUUUGACACUGUCGUUGUUGAUACCGAGAGCAACUCGGACAGGCUCAUCAAAAAGGCUCUGGACACGAAGAAGAUCAACCUACGGAAGAUUGACGACAGCCACAUUGGUAUCACCUUGGACGAGACCAUUACCAAGAACGACGUGGAGGACAUACUGGACGUGUUUGCUUCUUUCGUCGGUGUUAAGAACCUGCCCGAUCUUGAGGCUCUCGCCGAGCAGGUCUCCGCUGGCGGCAUCCCCGAGCAGUUCAAGCGCACGACGCCAUACCUGACUCACCCGGUCUUCAACACGCAUCAUUCUGAGACGGAACUCCUCCGCUACAUCCACCACCUUCAGUCCAAGGAUCUGUCCCUCGUCCACUCGAUGAUUCCGCUCGGCUCCUGCACCAUGAAGCUCAAUGCCACCACGGAAAUGGCCCCCGUCACCUGGCCCGAGUUCUCGUCCCUCCACCCCUUUGUUCCCAAGGACCAGGCGAAGGGCUAUGAAACUCUCAUCACUGAGCUCGAGAAGGAUCUGGCCGAAAUCACUGGCUUCCACUCCGUCUCGCUUCAGCCCAACUCUGGUGCCCAGGGCGAGUUCACUGGUCUCCGCGUCAUCCGCAAGUACCAUGAGCAGCAGCCUGGCAAGAAGCGUGAUAUUUGCUUGAUUCCCGUGUCUGCUCACGGCACUAACCCUGCCAGUGCCGCCAUGGCUGGUAUGCGCGUUGUUCCCAUCAAGUGCGACACGGUCACUGGUAACCUGGACAUGGAGGACUUGAAGGCCAAGUGCGAGAAGCACCGCGAGGAGCUUGGUGCUAUCAUGGUCACUUACCCCAGCACUUUUGGUGUUUUCGAGCCUAAGAUCAAGGAAGUCUGCAAGAUUGUCCAUGAGCACGGCGGUCAAGUGUACAUGGAUGGCGCCAACAUGAAUGCUCAGAUCGGGCUGUGCUCUCCCGGCGAGAUCGGCGCCGACGUCUGCCACCUGAACCUUCACAAGACCUUCUGUAUUCCUCACGGUGGUGGAGGUCCUGGAGUCGGCCCCAUCGGUGUCGCCAAGCACCUUGCUCCCUUCCUCCCCGGUCACCCCAUUGUCCCAACUGGUGGCGAGAAAGCCAUUGCCCCCGUCUCUGGAGCUCCCUGGGGAUCGUCUUCCAUCCUGCCCAUCUCUUGGUCUUACGUCAAGAUGAUGGGCGGCCACGGCCUCACCCACGCCACCAAGCUUACCCUUCUCAACGCCAACUACAUUCUGUCCCGCCUCAAGCCGCACUAUCCGAUCCUGUACACUAACGCCGCAGGCCGCUGCGCGCACGAGUUCAUUCUCGACGUGCGCAAGUUCAAGGAGACAGCUGGCGUCGAAGCCAUCGACAUCGCCAAGCGCCUCCAGGAUUACGGUUUCCACGCACCGACUAUGAGCUGGCCCGUUGCCAACACCCUCAUGAUCGAGCCGACCGAGAGCGAGAGCAAGGAAGAGCUCGACAGGUUCUGCGACGCUUUCAUUCAGAUCCGCAAGGAAAUCGAGGCAGUUGAGAAGGGUGAGGUUCCGAAGGAGGGCAAUGUGUUGAAGAUGGCUCCGCACAGCCAGAAGGACUUGUUGAGUGAGGAAUGGAAGAGGCCGUACACGAGGGAGUAUGCGGCGUAUCCGCUGCCGUACUUGAGGGAGAAGAAGUUCUGGCCGAGUACGACGAGGCUGGACGAUGCUUACGGCGACAUGAACCUCUUCUGCACAUGCGCUCCCGUCGAGGCUGAGGAGGCUUAA
Messenger RNA from Lasiodiplodia theobromae, 3192 nucleotides. Its product is annotated as Glycine dehydrogenase. Bases 1 to 3192 code for a protein of 1063 amino acids. The record is from RefSeq and is a predicted model, not a curated record. The transcript is spliced from 2 exons. NCBI's taxonomy places the organism in Eukaryota, Fungi, Ascomycota, Dothideomycetes, Botryosphaeriales, Botryosphaeriaceae. Gene Ontology annotation, molecular function: pyridoxal phosphate binding; glycine binding; glycine dehydrogenase (decarboxylating) activity. Gene Ontology annotation, cellular component: glycine cleavage complex; mitochondrion. Gene Ontology annotation, biological process: glycine decarboxylation via glycine cleavage system.